AUGUGCCCCAUAACUCCCAUUGAGCUACUGUCCACGAUUAUCCUCGAAAAGCGAAAAUUACGGCCCUCGACGAAGCGGAAAAAGUAUCGCAAAUAG
This is a messenger RNA of Drosophila takahashii, 96 nucleotides long. RefSeq lists its product as uncharacterized. The record is from RefSeq and is a predicted model, not a curated record. NCBI's taxonomy places the organism in Eukaryota, Metazoa, Arthropoda, Insecta, Diptera, Drosophilidae.